AUGGGACCGAACAAAACCCUCGAGAUGCCCCCUUCCGGAGCCUCGCUUCCCAUCGUUGACGUUGAAAAGGCGGCAUCAGAAGACGCAAGGACACGCUCGACGAGACCAGAGGACCAGAGGUUACCAACCAGCACCACUACCGACAACAAGAUGAACUCGUCGAGGCGCGCUCUCUUGAGCGUCACUCUGUGCCUCUUGUUCUUCUUCGGCUUGACAUCGGCCGGUCCAUCGAAAUGGCAGCAGAGGGUUCAGUGUCAUGAGGGAGCUGCAUCGGCAGAGGGCGAGAAUUUCCAGUCCCUGCUGGAUGCGGCAUCGAAAGACUCUCUUCACAACAUCCUUCACAAAGCAUUUCCUGGGCGGUUCCAGCACGGAGUAUGGGAGUCGGAGAAGCAAGCCAUCGAGGCCGUUCACCGGGACAACGCCCCUCUUGCGACAGCAGUCUUGCGCAUGGCCAAGCGUGAUGACUCGAACACCACCAUCGCUUCGUCAACUCAGCAACCGACUUCUUCGGCCUCAUCCAGCGCUCAGGCUACUUCGUCGUCAAGCUCCGCGCAGCAAGUCACCACCAGCUCUUCGUCAUCGAGUGUACCUGCGCCCGAGCCGUCAACCACCACCCAGGCUCCCCCCGUCACUAUCACCACUACUUCGACCACUUCGACCACCUCGACCAUUUCAACCACGUCGACCACUUCGAUCAAGUCAACAUCCUCCUCGGCACCUCAGGCUAGCCCCAGCUCAACUGGUACGUCCGUGAGCGAGAGUGAGAGAACUCUCGUCCUGAUAUCAACGUCGUCUUCUGCGUCUUCUGUGACGUCUUCUGCGUCUUCUGUGUCGUCUUCCGAGCCGUCUUCUGAAGCCGGAGUGUCUUCCACCACUUCUUCUUCAUCUGUCUCUUCAACCACCUUGAGCACCACCUCCAAGGCCAAGCCCCAGACAACCGAGCAACCACAGACCACCCAGCAGCCUCAACAACCCAACGAGCCCAUGAUCCCCAGCUCCAAGGUCAUCGUCCAGACUUUGACCUCAACCUCGGACGGCGUCGAGGUCGUCGUGACCCAGACCAGCACCGUCCGCGUCGACCUUACCCCCACAGUGGGCGCCGGCACCACCAGGGCGUCUCCCAGCCUUCAGACCGAGAAUGCGGCCUCUUCUCUCCAGCAGCAGCCGGGAUCGGGGCGGUGGCUGAUGGUCGUUGAGGCUGUCGUGUUGGGAGCGCUAUUGUUCGGCUUUGCUCUUGCUUGA
Molecule: messenger RNA, 1242 nt
Organism: Neurospora hispaniola
Lineage: Eukaryota; Fungi; Ascomycota; Sordariomycetes; Sordariales; Sordariaceae
Exons: 2
Coding region: 1-1242 (413 amino acids)
Source: RefSeq, a predicted model, not a curated record